AUGCUUCAAGCCGUUACCUCUGAUUUUAUGAGAGAAAGCACACUUUGCAAGCAGGAGCAGGAGGAGAUAAAGGAUUGGCAAUUCUCUUUUCUAUCAAGCGAAGCUGAGCUCUUAGCCCCUACAGGGGUACAAGAGUCACGUGACUUGGGUGUGCGGUAUGCGCAUCGUUUUCCCAGUCUCCUCGGCUUGCCCUACACGCCGCAAAGGUACAAAUUCCAACAUACCUACAAACCGAGGACGUUCAAUACCGCUCGUGCUAUAGCCAACGGGAUGUUUAACAGAUCGGAUUUCAACAUGGCGGUUAACCCUGCAUCAUGUGACCCGCUUCUAAGGUUUUACGAUUGUUGCGAUAAAUUCCAAAAGACUGUGAAACAUAAAGCGCUGAAAGAGCAGGCUGCCUUCGGGAGAGGACCGGAAAUGAAGGCUGUAAUCAACAAUGUUUCCAACAGACUUGGACUUCAAGACAGUUUAUCAUUAAACGACGUCUUAGUGCUAGUUGGGCUCUGCAGUUUUGAACACAGUAUCCUCAGCACCAGCCCCUGGUGCGCUGCGUUCUACGCCGAGGAUAUAAAGGUACUGGAGUACUAUCAGGAUCUUAAGUACUACUGGGGAUUCGGCUAUGGACACAGUAUCAACUACGAACAGUCGUGUAACCUGGUCAAAGAUCUCCUCGCAUAUUUAAAAGACAAUUCUUCCACGGUUACCGGUAUGAUCCGUGUGGGACAUGAUAGCUCACUUAUGCCUUUCUGUGCACGUCUUGGCGUCUUUAGAGACCCCACUCCCCUUCUGGCAAACAACAUGGCGGAGCAAAGCAACAGGAAAUGGCGGUCGAGUAUUAUCGCGUCGUUUGGGGCUAACAUAGCUUUUGUGGAAUAUCAGUGUGGAUCCGAGUCUAAAGUACGGGUGUUUCACAAUGAGAAGCCCCUGGCUCUACCCAUGUGCCCAGCGUCUGGUUGUCCACUCUCUAACAUCUUGAAUUCCUAUUUGGAAUCAUUUGCGAACUCGUGUGAUUUCCAGAAAACAUGCGAGUAUGACCCACAUCAUAUUUGUGACGGUCACGUGACCCACAGCGGUACAUGUGUGCCCUCUAUCAUUGGGUGACAGAAACAGUUGUAUGCAUAAUUAA
Messenger RNA from Liolophura sinensis, 1126 nucleotides. Its product is annotated as multiple inositol polyphosphate phosphatase 1-like. The transcript is spliced from 7 exons. Gene Ontology annotation, molecular function: inositol phosphate phosphatase activity; acid phosphatase activity. NCBI's taxonomy places the organism in Eukaryota, Metazoa, Mollusca, Polyplacophora, Chitonida, Chitonidae. The record is from RefSeq and is a predicted model, not a curated record. The coding region runs from base 1 to 1101 and encodes 366 amino acids.